AUGCCGCCUAAGAAGCAAGCCGUGGUGGAAAAGAUCCGUCUGGGUCGUCCGUCGAAUAACCUCAAGAUGGGUAUCGUCGGUCUGCCCAAUGUCGGAAAGUCGUCUCUGUUCAACGUCAUUGCGAAAUGUGACUUGGGCAAAUCGGCCAACUUCCCCUACGCUACCAUCGAACCUGAAGAGGCGCGCGUGCCCGUUCCCGAUGACAGAUUCACCUGGUUGGCGAAUCACUACAAGCCCAAGUCCGAGGUUCCUGCCUUUUUGACUUGCAUCGAUAUCGCCGGUCUCACCGCUGGUGCCUCAACAGGUGCCGGUUUGGGUAACGCUUUCUUGAGCAACGUCAGGAGCGUCGACGGUAUCUUCCAGGUAGUCAGGGCGUUUGACGAUGCCGAGGUGAUUCAUGUCGAAGGAGAUGUCAACCCGAUCCGUGACAUGGAGAUCAUCUCGACCGAGUUGAGGUUGAAGGAUAUCGAUUGGAUCGAGAAGGCGCUCGACAACUCCAAGAAGAACGCCCGCAGUGCCGGUAAUGUCAGUCUGGAGGACAAGAAGAGAAAAGAAGAGGUGGGCAUCAUCGAAAAGUUGCUCAAACAUGUUCAGGAGGACAACAAGGAUAUCCGAAAGGGCGACUGGACUAAUAACGAGGUGGAAGUGAUCAACAACCUGCAACUGCUGACGGCGAAGCCGGUGAUCUACCUUGUCAACUUGUCGGAACGCGACUAUGUGCGCAAGAAGAACAAGUGGCUUGCCAAGAUCAAGGCGUGGAUUGACGAGAACAAUCCGGGGGAUUUGCUGAUUCCGUUUUCGGUGGCACUUGAAGAGCGACUGCUGGCGCUGGGCUCGCCCGAGGCGGAGGCCGCCGAACUCGCCACGCUUGGAGACAACAUUACUGGUGCGCUAGGCAAGAUCACCAAGGCAGGUUACGACGGUCUCGACCUCGUACGCUACUUCACAGCAGGCCCCGACGAGGUGCGCGCUUGGACCUUCAGAAAGGGCCUCAAGGCGCCCGAGGCUGCAGGCAUCAUCCACACCGACUUCCAGAAAAAAUUCGUCUGCGGUGAGGUCUUCAGCAUCGACGACAUCAAGGAGCACGGAACCGAAGCCGCCGUCAAGGCGGCUGGCAAGUACAAGCAGAUCGGCAGGGAGUACAAGGUGCAGGACGGUGACAUCUGCUACUGGAAGCACGGCUAA
Molecule: messenger RNA, 1185 nt
Organism: Mycosarcoma maydis (corn smut)
Lineage: Eukaryota; Fungi; Basidiomycota; Ustilaginomycetes; Ustilaginales
Product: Obg-like ATPase
Exons: 2
Coding region: 1-1185 (394 amino acids)
Cellular component (GO): cytoplasm
Molecular function (GO): ATP hydrolysis activity; ATP binding; GTP binding
Source: RefSeq, a predicted model, not a curated record